CGCGUGCCAAGCAGGGGUAGUGGCGCAGUGGCCAUGGCCAAAAGCAUUUCGUCCGCUCUCUAGGCCGGCUCGCUCGCUCUCUCGGGCGCCAACGCUCUCUAUCUGCUCUGCUCUCACCCCCGGUGCACCCUCCACGCAGGCAGGGCUGUUUUUUUAUCUCGCGAGACGCCAGCAGCCAGCAGCACCCAUGAUCGGCUCCUUUUGGAACCUGUGCCGCGCGUGCCCUUCCAUGCCCGUGGACAAGCUGCACUCCGAGUACAGAAGCACGUACCGAUGGCACGAGUACACAGGACCGCGGCAGGAAGUGGUGCGCAGACCACCGCAGUCGGCCUCAGGAGGCAACCAGAAUGCGCAGGCCGGGUCGGAAGAAGAAGCUGCUCCGGUCAGCAACACCAACGGCGCCUCGAUUUCCCCGUGGGAGCCGCACCUAUCCCGCAAAAAGAAACACCCUGAGCUGGCCUACAGGACUCAUGAGUUCAUCAUGUCCGAGGGCUCAGACGACUCACUCGACUCAACCGUGGGUUUUGACCGCGCCAGGUCUGAGGAGCGGACGGGCCGGCGGAUGCGGCCGUCGCGGAGGAGCAAGUCGGAGGGCCCGCCGACGCGCUACGGCGGUGGCUCCGACUCGGUCGACGCCUUCCAGUCCGAGUACCGGCUGCAGUACAGCAAGAUAAUGGCCGCCAGGCAGCAGCAGCAGCAGCAGCAGCAACAACAGCCGCAGCAGGAGAACGCCGACACGAUGACUUCGAGUUUCCCGCCGCCCUUUAGACCCGCCUCUUCUCGAAUCAGCACCGAAUACCGGUUGCAGUUCGCCUGGCCCAAGCCCCCGCCGCCCAAGGAGGCCCCCCAGCCGCCGAGAAAGUCGCUCUCGAUGGGCGCCCUCAGGGCCCACGCGCCCGUCCCCGUCCACCACGCCGCCGCACCCCAAAAGGCCAGGCGUUUCGACGAGCACCGAGCGGCCGCUUCCGAGCUUGAGCCCCUGGUCGACGCACAGCACGCUGACGUCCUCGACGCCGGGAACGAAGACAAAAUCCUCGAAGAGACCCUCGAGAAGCCUAAAAAGAGGAAGGAGUUCAAAACCGAGUACAAGAAGCGUUUCCGCCCGUUUUCCCAAUACGAAUACGUGGAUGGAGGCUUCAUCAAGCGAAAGCACGAGGCCGACCUCUUGGUCCCGGAGCCCGUUGCCCGCGACAGUCCAGUGCCUGCGCCUGAGAUAGGCACCCCCAGCAAUGACCCCUGGUACAACGAGGUCAUUGAACUCAGGAAAAAGGCCGGAGAAUACAAGCACCGAGGAUGGGGCACAGAGCUCGUGCCUGAACACUUGGCUGACAUCUACGGCAAGCAGGUCGUGCUGUGGGAACAGGUUUCGCGCAGGAGUUCGCUCUCGGCUCUUUCCCUCGCUUCUGCAUCACCAAGGGCAAUCACAAAAGAAGAAAAGGAGAAGGAGAACAAUAAAAAGAGUUCACCAACGAAGGGCUUGGCUCGGGUUCCGGGCCGCGCCGACCGCGUCGACGGCGUUUUGCGCGCUCAGGUCGACAAAGGGGCCGUUGACGACAAGAGGGAGCCCCGCUCGCGGAAGGAGUUCCUGGUGAGGCACCACCUCGAGCGAACCACAGGAGCUGAAGAUGGCUCUCUUCUUGUGUCGCCGACUCGUGAAAAACUGGAGCCCGCCGUGCCACGCCGCAAGGAGGAGGACUCGAGCAACAAAAGUCCCUCCAAAUGCAGCCCCAAAAGCAGCCCCAGAUCAGCUCGUUCGCAGUCGGUCGGUCCAGCAGCGUCUGAAAACCGAUCGCCGAAGCGGCAGCCACGCACGCCCGCCUCCACCUCGAGCGCCUCCGCCGCGCCCAAAGUGACCGCCCCCGCCGAACGACGCCCUCGUCCCACGGUUGGGGGUUCGGAGGAGAGCAGCCCCCUGCUCAAAAGGGCCGUCUUCCAAUCAAUCUGCAACCAGUCGUCAGCAACAUCCCUCAAUACUUCAUCUGCAACCCGUUCCAAAAGUAGUUCAGUUGCUAUGAGAAACUCUAGCGAGGACAAAGCGUUAGGCAAGUCUGCCAAAGGCGCCGCUCAAAGCGGUGCAAAAACCAAAAAAGCAGAGCCGGCCAAAAAGCAGCUGACGCAGCCAAAGAAAGACGACGAGAAAACUUCCGGCGGCGACACGUGCGACGGUGGCGCCGUCGCCCAACAGGACCUGCCGGCGGUGCACACGCAAAAGCCGACGCCGCCGUCGGCAGGCGGCUCCGAAACCAAGGAGCUGCCGCCCCCGGAGGAGCUGCUCAGCCCCGACACCAACAACACGGUGUCUCUGAUCGACGACGAGCCGCUGGUCAAGUCGCCGCCAGAGCCCACCAGGGUCAAGUCCCCUGAGCAGAUCAUCAUGCGUUCUCCGGAGCCCGUCAACUGGACGGUGCCCCUCGACACCGGCAAGACCUUCACCGUCACGCAGAACGUCCGCGAAGCUGUGCCGCAAGCGAGCAAGGCAGCCCGAGGUGAACUGAGCAGACCCCAUGGCGAGUCCUCGAGGCACUGGGGCGCCCCCGCCUCCUCCUCCCUGGACGCGGUGUUCGAAGGGCCGCAAGAGAUUGGAGUUGCAGACGCGGCCCCGGCGGUGGUGGUCAACGGCGAAGACAGCUCGGACCACUCGGAGGCCACGCCGCCGACGCAGAAGAGCACCGUGGCGCCGCCGGCGGAGGCCGCGGAGGCCCCUGAGGCGGCCGCCGAGCCGCCGUCCGUGGCCGGCACCACGCUGAAGCGGCUCGACGAUCCCGACCUGGAGCCCCCGCCCGCCCCCUCCACCUCCACCUCCUCCUCCGGCCCGUACACGGUGCUGGAGGCCCCCGAGGCGCCCGCCGCACCUGCCAGGCCCUCCGGCUACCGGAUCCUGGAAGCCCCGGAGCCCCUCGAAGCCCCCUCGGCCCGCUCGGUCGCCUCGGACGUGCUCGAGAAAGCGCGCAACCGGUUCGACAAGUUCUGGGGAACCAAGGAUGCCAACAAGUUGUAGAGGCCCCUCCCCUGAACACCGCAACACCACGACCGCCUCCCCCCUCCCCUCCUGCGACUACCACCCUCUUGCUACUCCGAAGAGAGACAGCCCUUCAUAAUAUGAAAACGUAGAGUUUCAGUAGCGGUCAAAUCAGCGCAAAAGAAUAAAUAUUAUCAGAAAGAGAAUUUCAAUUGGUUUGUCCGAUUUUCUCAGGGAGGAUCGAUGAAAUUUACUCGGCUCUAACUUGCUCUCCCUCUGUAAUAACGAAUCAGACGAAUUUGGUUGGUUUUGAGUUGUUUGAUACUUUAAAUUCUGAAAGUUUCUGUUUAAUCCGACUCACGAGAGGGGUUGCAAAAGGUAUCAAGCCUCUUAAACUGACUAAAUAAGAUAGGAAAUUCCUGAUCCUGAUGGUGCUUAUUAAACUAAACAGUACUCUGUACCAGGCGACCCUUUCUUCUACGUGUAAUGUGCCCCGUACUUUCGACCUUGAUGCUUGUUUGCGAAAAUUCCCCACCCCAGACCCACUAUAAGUUCCUUAAUCCGACAGACGAGUCUGGAGAAAUAGAGUUAACAUGGUGCAGGCAGUUCUGAGAUAAUUAACGAAGUAAGUAAUUAGGUUCAGGGAAUGAGCUUAACCUUCAAAAUCUGCUGUGGCAACGAGUCGAGUUUUCCGAGACGGAACCUAAAAAAAGUAGACAGAAAUCUCGUGUGAUGCUUUUGAAAUAAUUAUUAAUUGCACCGUUUUAUGUAAAAUAGUUUGGUUGAUGCUUUUCUUGCCCGAGUUGAGGGAGACGAUGUGAAAUCCUACUUUUACGAGAUAAUAUAUACAUACACCACUGCACUGAAUUGAGAAAUCAGCCUAAAAUUUGAUUCAUUCAAAAACGAGAGAGACGCGAACGCCAGUUUGACUUGGCGCAAUCGUCAAGUAUAGCAGAUGAGAGUUCAGAUUUUUACUUUGCCACGUACCACGCAACCUUGUGUAAUGGAAAAUUAGUUUUUAGCCUUUCCGUGCCGCUUUCCGUGUCUUUACCGUGCAUAUAAACCUUUCGGCAGCGGAUAAAAAUGAUGUUUUAGGAUGCAGACAAAAAAUAAAUUACACACACACACACUCAUCUCGUUCCGUUUCGAAUUGAAAUCUCCGCGCGGAAUAAAUGUGUAAAAUCAAGCGUAUAUAUAUUUAUAUGAUAAUUGUUUUUCGGUGUAGAGCUAAUUAUAUACGAAGACGAUGAAACAGACAGGAUCCAUAAUCCGUGAUAUCCAUAUGUGCUGACGAGGGUUUGAAUUUUUCCAAAAAUUCGGGAGCGGGCGCGAGAGAACGACGCGAUGUAAUAAACUCGAUUAAAAAGGUAUAAUUGAUUAAGUCUUAGAUUUAGGCCUACGAUGUUAACUAAGGGCAGAGAGAUAACUGAGAAAACACACUCACACACACACACACACACGCAGCGCGAUCACGCUAAUCUAUAUUUAUUCUUCAAGGAAGAAACUGCGUCCUCUCACACACACGAUAUUAACAUGCAGCGCAUUGCGUUAGUUCAGAUGAAAAGGAACGUGUUUCGCGCUUAACGUUCAUUUCAUUCAUAUUAUAAUCUUUCUCGCCGCGCGUAUCAAAAUGUGUUAAAAUUAAAAAAAAAAUAAUGCUCCUUUCCGAGAGGUUCAGCAGUGCACCAAAAACGAAAAUGGAACUCUGCUUGAGGCGCUGAAGGACAUUUUUAUUUAAAUUAUUUUCUCGCAUAUAAUCGCAUCAUAUUUAUUCAGUCAGAAAGGUGAACAUUUCGUCCUGCGCUUUUGAAAGUAACACAAAUAAGGUGCAUAUUUAUAAAUGAUUAUUACAGAAUUUUUAACACGUGAGCGUUUUUGGAAAUAUGACGUCCAUAUCACCCGCGCCGUCAACGUUUUUAUGUUUAAAUUCUAAAAGCCGCAUUUAUAGUUGCUAAAAUCUUGGUUUUCGGGACGUUUUAGCUGAGAGAGAAAGAGAGUGUGUGAAUAUUAAAAGAUGUAAGAGAGAAUCCUUGUGCCUCGCCCUGACAAAAUCGUAGCGUUUUUGCGCGCACACAAUGAAUUUCCACGUGAGACGUUGAGUAUAUUUGUAAAAAAAACUGCCUGAUUUUUUUUAACUUAUGACGGACCCUGAAUAAAUAAAAAAUCCACACACCACCCGUGUAUGUCGUUUAAAAAUCGCUUUUUGCACGAGUUAUUUCCUAAUUUCCAACAGGAAACUGUUAAAAGAUGGCAUCACUAUUGGUUUUUAGGUUUGAGACGCUUCUAAUCCAAUUUAAAAUCCUUUUAAUGGCAAAUCAGCAAAAUUAUUAUACAUUUGCUCCAUCUGGAUGCAUAAAAAAAGAAAAAGUCGCUAUUUCUAGACCUUUGACGAACGUCUAAAACAUUUAAAUCCACUGUGACUGCUUUUCUAAGGGCGAAAUCAGGGUCCGUCUGCUUCCAGAGGCCAUCUCUGUCCUUGUCCUGUUUGUGUUGCACAAUUUGCACAGCGCGGCAGCGACUCAUUUCUGCUUUUGUUCCCACCGCCCCGCAUUAAAAAAUAAGAUACGACACACACCCUUCCAUCUCCAAUGUUUUCGUUUUCGUAGACACACUCACGCGUACUCACACUCGCUGUGUUAAUUAAAUUAUUAUAAUUACUGUGCUUUCCUGCUGGCCAUUUUUCACGCUGGUUUUCCGAUCGAAUAUUACGAAGAAAAAAAAAGAAAUAAUAAAAACUCAUUUUUGUAUGUGUAUAGGAGAGAAAUUUCAAUGGUGGAUUUUUCCUCGGGAAAAGUCCAGCGCGAGGUAUUUUGUGUGUGAUAUUCUCACGCACACGAUAUUCGUGUUUUGUGAGCCGGUAUUGUGAAUUGCAUUUUAAUUCUUAAGAAAAUACUUAUAUAUAUAUGGGAAAUUGGUGAUGCUGUUACAAUUGAAAUUAAUUGAUUAAGAAUCCAAAGAAAAUGGUGUGAUGCAGUCUGACGACUAAUACUAUCAAUUGAAAAAAAUAUGUAUUUGGAAAACUGACGAUGAUAAUAGUUGACGAUUGAUUAUGAUAUAUCUCGAUCUUUUCAUUGCCAUUAUUUUAUUCUGAUUAAAUAAAAUAUUACAGCUUCAUAAA
This is a messenger RNA of Cloeon dipterum, 6077 nucleotides long. RefSeq names its product proteoglycan 4-like. Bases 188 to 2998 code for a protein of 936 amino acids. The transcript is spliced from 19 exons. Lineage: Eukaryota; Metazoa; Arthropoda; Insecta; Ephemeroptera; Baetidae. Gene Ontology annotation, molecular function: microtubule binding. The record is from RefSeq and is a predicted model, not a curated record. Gene Ontology annotation, biological process: negative regulation of centriole replication.